AUGUACAUGAUGGAGAUGAAAGCAAUCGCGUUGCUUGCAAUUCACUGCUUCACCCUUUUCCACGACGGCCACGGACUGUCCGAGCACGGUCCUCUCACUAAAGAAGAAGAGUCGGAGCUUGAAGGGCAGCUCAAGACCCUCAAUAAACCUCCCGUUAAGACUUUAAAGGCAUUCAAUGAAGAUGUCAUAGACUGCAUCGACAUUUACAAACAACCAGCUUUUGACAAUCCUUUACUUAAAAACCACAAGAUCGAGACAAAGCCGAGGCCUUCAUCGGCUGGAGUCAAGAGGGAAAGAACAGCACAAGCUACUCUAGUUGACCAACCGUACUUGUUGGGCGAAUGUCCCACUGGAACCGUUCCUAUUCGCAGGACAACUAAAGAUGAUUUACUAAGACAACACUUUUUUGCGAAGACAUUUGUAGCACCUCCUAUUACUCACUUCGCGUUCUUGAGCGUCGAGGCCUACAAACAAGGUCCUCUACACGGGGCAGAAGGAUUUAUCAAUGUCUAUAAUCCCAACGUCGAAGCUGGACAAUUCAGCACGAGUCAAAUCUUGAUUACCGACGGUCCGGAGGAACUAUCAGUCAGCAAAAUCGAAGUUGGAUGGAUGGUGAAUCCCGAUCUCUACGGCGACUCACUCACUCAUUUCUUCACUCGUUGGACAGGAGGUGGUGGCGAUGGAACGGGAUGCUACGACAUGGCUUGUCCUGGUUUUGUGCAGACCAAUCGCAAGAUUCCCCUCGGAUUUGUGUUGCAAAAUGUCAGUGUUUAUGGUGCGCGUCCACACGACAUAAUUGUUCGAGUUGAUCGGGGUCCCGGAGAAUCUUGGCGGUUGUUGUAUGGAGAAUACAGAGACGAAAUUGGCUACUGGCCCAGAGAUUUAUUCCAAUAUUUCGGCAGCGGUGCAUCAAGCAUAAGAUUUGGAGGACAAGUAGGCCACCUCCCUGACCGCCCGAGCCCUCCGAUGGCGAACGGUCGCUUCCCGGACCACGAAUUCAUCCACUCUGGCUACAUCCGACAAAUCCGCUACGUGAACAGCCACAAUUUAGUGAUAGACUUUGAUCCGAACGUUACAGCGACUCAUGUGGACGUUCCGCUCUGUUACAACGUGUUCGACGAAGGGCAUUUAAUAGGCGACGCAGGAUACUGCACGACGUUCGGUGGACCGGGUGGAAAUUGCGAUUAA
This is a messenger RNA of Rhodamnia argentea, 1188 nucleotides long. RefSeq lists its product as uncharacterized. The record is from RefSeq and is a predicted model, not a curated record. The transcript has 7 exons. NCBI's taxonomy places the organism in Eukaryota, Viridiplantae, Streptophyta, Magnoliopsida, Myrtales, Myrtaceae. The coding region runs from base 1 to 1188 and encodes 395 amino acids.